This is a messenger RNA of Octodon degus (degu), 2018 nucleotides long. Its product is annotated as nesprin-2-like. Gene Ontology annotation, molecular function: protein binding. The transcript has 16 exons. Bases 159 to 2018 code for a protein of 619 amino acids. Lineage: Eukaryota; Metazoa; Chordata; Mammalia; Rodentia; Octodontidae. The record is from RefSeq and is a predicted model, not a curated record.
GCACUGGCCAGAUUUCUUUGGGAUGGCGGUUUUUGGCUGUUGCUCUUUUCUGGCGACGUGUGCAGAGCCGCAGGGUCCCUCAUGAGCAUUCCUGCUUUUCCCUUUCAGUUUACUUCUGUGUCUGAGAUGGGCGUGAUCUAACCUCCACGGAACAGAGAAUGGCAUCCAGCCCUGUGGUUCCCGCUGGAGAUGAACAGGUUUCCUCCGGCAUCGACGACCUCCACAUCUCCCUGCAAGCUGAACAGGAAGACACUCAGAAGAAAACCUUCACAUGCUGGAUAAAUUCACAGUUGGCAAAGCACACCCCUCCCUCCGUCAUAUCAGACUUAUUCACAGACAUUAAAAAGGGCCACGUCCUUCUAGACCUGUUAGAGGUACUCUCAGGACAGCAGUUGCCUCGAGAUAAAGGAUCUAAUACAUUCCAAUGUAGAAUCAAUAUAGAACAUGCCCUGACAUUCCUAAAAAAUCAGUCGAUCAAGCUAAUAAAUAUUCAUGUUGCUGAUAUUGUAGAAGGAAACCCAUCCAUCAUUCUUGGCCUCAUCUGGACCAUCAUACUGCACUUUCAUAUCGAGGAGCUCACCCAGGCGCUUUCUUGCACUUCCAAUCAACCUUCUGUGGAUGAUGUGUGCGUGGCGGAUUCGUCUCCUGCCUCAGGGCCACCAGCGAAGAAAUGUUCCACAGCCCAAGCGCGGUGGCAGCUGUCUGCAAAGAAAGCCCUUCUCGUGUGGGCUCAGGAGCGCUGUGCCAUGCAUGAGUCUGUCAGUGUGACGGAUUUUAAGUCAAGCUGGAGAAAUGGCCUGGCCUUUUUGGCUGUCAUUCAUGCCCUGCGACCGGACCUCAUUGACCUGAAGAGUGUGAAGCAGAAAUCCAACAAGGACAAUCUGAAAGAGGCCUUUGAAAUUGCGGAACGAGAGCUGAAAAUCCCCAGGUUGCUGGAACCGGAAGAUGUGGACGUUGUUAAUCCUGAUGAGAAGUCAAUCAUGACGUACGUGGCGCAGUUCCUGCAGUAUUCCAAGAAUGUACCUGUGAUUCGAGGCCGGACUCAGGGCAAGAUGGAAGACGCAAUGGCCUGGCUCGCCCUGCAAGAGAAAACGCUCCAGCAGGUGCAAAAGGACACAGAAAACCAGAGCUACUUUAAUAAGUGUCAAAGCCUGCUGUCCUUUAUGGAGUCAUUCAAUGAAGAAAAAAAAUCUUUCAUGGACAUCCUGUCCCUAAAGGGAAAUGUGCAAGAGCCCAGUGAAGAUCAGAGACAGCUGAGAGAGGGCUGGGACCGCCUCAACCACCAGAUUAGCGCUUGGAAAACCAAGCUGGAUGGUGCCCUGCCCCCGCCCCUGUGUGACGUCGAGGCCUGCCUGCAGGAUGUGGAGGAGCUGGGGGAGGAAAUCUUGACAGCUUCCCAGGAUUCCUCAGACUCUGUGACUCUGAUCCACGAGAAAAUGACUCUCUAUAAGAAUCUGAUGGAUCGAUUUGACUAUCAUUCAAAUAUUCUCCUGACCUUUGAAAAUGAAGCUGAGGGACAUUUGCCACUGGUGCCACCUACCAAACUGGAGGAAAUGAGAGGACGACUCAACAACAUUUUGGAGAAAAAUUUGAUUGCACUUCUAGAAUUUCAGUACCAUAAGUGCUCAGUUCUUGGCUUGCUAGACGAAGCAAAAGCAAAAUUGGAAGUCUGGAACACCAAAUGUGGGCAUAAAGAGUCCGUGGAAUUAUCACUGGAAGACUGGCGUAAAUUUAUUGAGGAAAAAGAGUUCCUAAUUCGACUUGAUACUUCUUUUCAAAGAUGUGGAGAAAUUUGUAAGAAUUUGGCUGGCAAAUGUGAAGCGAUUAAUGAUCAAUACAUGAUUAUGGAACAGAAUGUUUGUAUGUACAAAAAUAAUAUCGAGAAUGUGCAGUCAACUCUGCAGAAGGUCCUGGCAUGCUGGGCUACUUACACGGAAAACCUUCGCUCACUGAAGGCUUGUUUUGAGGACACAAAGAAGGACACAAAGAAGGUGACAGAGGUCUUGGAAGGAGUUUAG